CGAGUUCCAUGCUCUUUACUCACUGCACACCAGGCCGUAUGCCAAGAAAUGCCAUCGUUGGGAGAACCUUGCAGAUCUACUCAAUUAAGGUUGCAGAAAUACACGGCUUUGAGAGCCCCCUGAAGGUGUACGGUGUGGUUGCUGCCCGAGACACAGUGGACAGCAGUCGUAACCCAAUCUUCCUUCGUCCAAGAAAUGGCUGUCAAAUCCUCAAUCUGCAGGAGCCCUUUCUACACUUAACUGGCCCAUGUCGGGCAAUUGUGUCUAUGAACCCUGUUGACAUUGAGAUAGAGCUGAAACUAAAGGGGGCAACCAAGUCCGAGGACAGGAUAUUGAUCAGCAAAGUCUAUCACUACAAUGGUGAAAGGUUAGGUACAUAUCUCGUCGGCGACAUGCAUUGUGGGAUAGAAUUAUGCUUUCAGCAACUUGAGCAGUCCAUUCAGGCCACAAUCUCGCGUGUUCGGAUUGUUGAAAGGGACUCAGCGCCUUUUCCGCAUGGUGGCUGAGUUGCGUGCUUCUCGCUACCUCACGAGCAAUCCGAAGAAAUUGUGCUGCUUGACACAAAAGGUGGGAAAAUGCCAAUGGGGAAACACCGUUGUUUUGAGCUGUCCAGAAAGGUUGUCUCUGUAGAAUUAGAAGGGAAGCUCAAAGUUAUGAUUCAAGCAUAUGCACCAUCUGGUGAAAUCACCGGCGGUCAUGUCCUCUUCACACCACAAAAGUGCGGCGCAACUAAAGGUAUCUGUCAUCUUGGUGAAACUGCGGUGGAGGUUACCGUUGCUUGGUCGCUCCUCCCCUCGCCGAAGGAGACCUUACCAUGUCCAUUGCCUGUAGACAGGAUUUGUUAGGAGAUGGCUAUAUUUUGAAUGAUUAUGUGUGCACUUUGACUUGUGCAUUUAAUCUUUGUGUGGAAAGUUGGUGCUUCGAUGGUGUACUAAUUAUUUGUGAAAGCUAAGAUAUUGUA
Messenger RNA from Triticum dicoccoides, 961 nucleotides. RefSeq lists its product as uncharacterized. Bases 9 to 506 code for a protein of 165 amino acids. The transcript is spliced from 2 exons. NCBI's taxonomy places the organism in Eukaryota, Viridiplantae, Streptophyta, Magnoliopsida, Poales, Poaceae. The record is from RefSeq and is a predicted model, not a curated record.